Pterocles gutturalis (yellow-throated sandgrouse) is the source of this 1115-nucleotide messenger RNA. RefSeq names its product protein patched homolog 2-like. Gene Ontology annotation, biological process: smoothened signaling pathway. Gene Ontology annotation, cellular component: plasma membrane. Gene Ontology annotation, molecular function: hedgehog family protein binding; hedgehog receptor activity; smoothened binding. The record is from RefSeq and is a predicted model, not a curated record. The transcript is spliced from 8 exons. The annotation marks the transcript as partial. Lineage: Eukaryota; Metazoa; Chordata; Aves; Pterocliformes; Pteroclidae.
CAGGCAGCCGGGUGAGCCAGGAGCUGCGCUACACCAAGGAGAAGCUGGGUGAGGAGUCCGUCUACACUUCCCAGAUGUUGAUCCAGACCCCGAAGCGGGAUGGGGAGAACAUCCUGACGCAGGAGGCCCUGCAGCUCCACCUCGAGGCAGCCCUGGCCGCCAGCAAAGUCCAAGUCUCACUCUACGGAAAAUCGUGGGAUUUGAAUAAGAUCUGCUACAAGUCGGGUGUCCCCAUCAUCGAGAAUGGCAUGAUCGAGAGGAUGAUAGAGAAGCUGUUCCCCUGUGUGAUCCUGACGCCACUGGACUGCUUCUGGGAAGGCUCCAAGCUGCAGGGAGGCUCAGCCUACCUCCCGGGCCGUCCGGACAUCCAGUGGAGCAACCUGGAUCCUCUGCAGCUGAUGGAGGAGCUGGGGCAAUUCACGUCGCUGGAAGGCUUCAAAGAGCUGCUGGACAAGGCAGAGGUGGGGCAGGCUUACAUGGAGAGGCCCUGCCUGGACCCCCAGGAUGUCCACCAACCCCACGGUCCUGCAUCCCUGACACCUCCCCUCUGCCUGCAGAGCCCCGACAUCGCGGCCGAGCUCUCGGGGGGCUGCCACGGCUUCUCCAGGAAGUUCAUGCGCUGGCAGGAGGAGCUGAUUUUAGGUGGCACAACCAAAGACUCCCAGGGCAAGCUGCUACGCGCUGAGGCCCUGCAGACCAUGUUCCUCCUCAUGAGCCCCCGGCAGCUCUUUGAGCACUUCAAGGACGAUUACGAGAUCCACGACAUCAGCUGGACCGAGGAGAAGGCGGGUGCCAUCCUAGAGGCCUGGCAGAGGAAAUUCGUGGAGGUGGGCACCGGGAACAGCCCCGCUGUGGGGCUGGGCAGGGUCCACGCUUUCUCCACCACCACGCUCAAUGACAUAAUGAAGUCCUUCUCUGACGUCAGUGCCAUCCGGGUGGCUGGGGGCUACCUCCUCAUGCUGGCCUAUGCCUGUGUCACCAUGCUGCGCUGGGACUGCUCCAAGUCCCAAGGGGCCGUGGGCCUGGCCGGGGUCCUGCUUGUGGCUCUCUCCGUGGCCUCUGGCCUGGGGCUUUGCUCGCUGCUGGCCAUCUCCUUCAAUGCAGCCACCACCCAG